Aphanomyces astaci is the source of this 152-nucleotide messenger RNA. RefSeq lists its product as hypothetical. Lineage: Eukaryota; Oomycota; Saprolegniomycetes; Saprolegniales; Verrucalvaceae. The annotation marks the transcript as partial. The transcript has a single exon. The record is from RefSeq and is a predicted model, not a curated record.
GCUGUGGGUCGUCGGCGGCGUACUUGCUGCAAAGCCUUCCCAUGCACAACGCAGCAUGUCCAUCGGAUACGUACUUUCAUAAAGUAGAGGUAACAGCAAGUCGGGGUGCCCGGCAAACCGAGCGACGUGCGGUGCUGCCGACACCCCUGUGA